AUGUUGACAGAAAACAGGUGAGUUUAUUUCUUACAAUAAUGCCUUAUUUAAUUACUAUCGACCUCAGUGACUGUUAGCUGUAUUUGUCUCUCUUGUAGGCUAAUUGAUCUCAGCGUAUCAGUUUAUUAUCUCACUUGGUUGUUUUCUUCCCAGAGUUCUGAUCAAUAUGUUGUCAUACCCGUGGCUGAUAAUUUGAACACGUCUGCUCCUGUAACUAGGCUGUGCCUGAGAUCGCCUAUCUCUCUAUUUUGGGUACUUGGUGUUCUCUCACACAUACACCCACUCUCAAAAUAGGCCUAAUAAUAUAUGCCAUUUAGCAGACGCCUUUAUCCAAAGCGACUUAUAGUAUAUAUUUUAUGUAUGGGUGGUCCCAGCGGGAAUCAAACCAAUGGCCUUUGGUGUUGCAAGCACCAUGAUCUACCGACUGAGCCACACAGACCACAAACACAAACAAAUUAUAUUUUUCUCUCUAAGACGGUCACUCUCACACUUUUACUUCCUGCCUAUCUCUCUCUCUCACUCACUGUGUACAGGAAGCGGCGGCGUGGUGGAGACAAUGAGGGGGACCAGCUGAACCCCCAGGCCAAAAGGUCAGGAGGGGGGCAGGAGGGUCACGCCAUGGUGUCCAAGCUGGGCCAAGACGUCUGGGACUCUGAGGUAACAGAACACACACACAUAUACUUGUGAUGGUUUGUGCAACAAGUAUUUUCUCUAAGUCAUACCUGUUUCUUCUCUCUCUGUGCUCCAGUCGUCCAGCAGUGACAGCAGUAGUGGUAUCAGUAGUCCUGAGAGGGCAGCGGGAGGAGCCAGCACAUAUACACAGAGCCAGAAGAACCGCACGUCCCAGGGUCUCCUCAGACCCUCGCCAGAAGACCCUUCCAUAUCCUCGUUGAGUCUUUAUGGCAACGGCACCCCCUAUGACCACAUCAACAGUGUCCUGAGGGAGGCCCACUUCAGCAGUCUGCAGACCAGAGAACCAGGAUCUACGUGACCUCACCUCACCCCUGACCCUUGUUACCCCACUGGAAAAAGCCCAUGGGUAGGAUCCAGGAAGAAGUUGCCCAUAAACUCAAAUCUAGAAUCAAUUUACCCCAGAUUUGUGUCUAGGAGCAACUUCAUCCUACUGGGAUUCACGAUGUGGCAGAAGUGGGUAUACAUCCUUUGGGCUCUGGACCCAAUCCAUACCAUUGUCCCUGUGCUGUACACCUUGUAAUGUGCCAUACAUAAAGCACACCUACAUAUCCAAUGGCCCACCCACUGUGGUACUACUAUAUGCAGUAUGUACAGUACCAGUCAAAUGUUUGGACACACCUACUCAUUCCAGGGUUUUUCUUUAUUUUUACUAUUUUCUACAUUGUAGAAUAAUAGUGAAGUCAUCAAAACGAUGAAAUAACACAUGGAAUCAUGUAGUAACCAAAAAAGUGUUAAACAAAUCAAAAUAUAUUUUGUAUUUGAGAUUCUUCAAAGUAGUCACCCUUUGCCUUGAUGACAGCUUUGCACUCUCUUGGUAUUCUCUUAACCAGCUUCAUGAGGUAGUCAUCUGGAAUGCAUUUCAAUUAACAGGUGUGCCUUGUUAAAAGUUCAUAUGUGGAAUUUCUUUCCUUCUUAAUGUGUUUGAGCCAAUCAGUUGUGUUGUGACAAGGUAGGGAUGGUAUACAGAAGAUAGCCCUAUUUGGUAAAAGACCAAGUCCAUAUUAGGGCAAGACAAGCUCAAAUAAGCAAAGAGAAACGACAGUCCAUCAUUACUUUAAGACAUGAAGGUCAGUCAAUCCGGAAAAUUUCAAGAACUUUGAACGUUUCUUCAAGUGCAUUCGCAAAAACCAUCAAGCGCUUUGAUGAAACUGGCGCUCAUGAGGACCGCCACAGGAAAGGAAAACCCAGAGUUACCUCUACUGCAGAGGAUAAGUUAAUUAGAGUUAACUGCACCUCAGAUUGCAGCCCAAAUAAAUGCACAGAGUUCAAGUAACAGACACAGUUCAACAUCAACGGUUCAGAGGAAACUGUGUGAAUCAGGCCUUCAUGGUCAAAUUGCUGCAAAGAAACCACUACUAAAGGACACCAAUAAGAAGAAGAGACUUGCUUGGGCCAAGAAACACAAGCAAUGGACAUUAGACCGGUGGAAAUCUGUCCUUUGGUCUGAUGAGUCCAAAUGUGAGAUUUUUGGUUCCAACCGCUGUGUCUUUGUGAGACGCAGAGUAAGUGAACGGAUGAUCUCCGCAUGUGUGGUUCCAAGGUGAAGCAUUGAGGAGGUGGUGUGGGGGUGCUUUGCUGGUGACACUGUCAGUGAUUUAUUUAGAAUUCAAGACACACUUAACCAGCAUGGCUACCACAGCAUUCUGCAGCGAUACGCUAUCCCAUCUGGUUUGCGCUUUGUGGGACUAUCAUUUGUUUUUCAACAGGACAAUCACCCAACACACCUCCAGGCUGUGUAAGGGCUAUUUGACCAAGGAGAGUGAUGGAGUGCUGCAUCAGAUGACCUGGCCUCCACAAUCACCCGACCUUAACCCAAUUGAGAUGGUUUGGGAUGAGUUGGACCGCAGAGUGGAGGAAAAGCAGCCAACAAGUGGUCUGCAUAUGUGGGAACUCCUUCAAGACUGUUGGAAAAGCAUUCCUCAUGAAGCUGGUUGAGAGAAUGCCAAGAGUGUGCAAAGCUGACCUCAAGGCAAAGGGUGGCUACUUUGAAGAAUCUCAAAUAUAACAAAUAUUUUGAUUUGUUUAACACUUUUUUUGGUUACAUGAUUCCAUAUGUGUUAUUUCAUAGUUCUGAUGUCUUCACUAUUAUUCUACAAUGUAGAAAAUAGUAAAAAUAAAGACAAAUCCUUGAAUGAGUAGGUGUGUCCAGUCCUUUGACUAAAUGUAGUGUAUGUACUCCAGCACUUUACUGAGGGGUCUACUACUCUGUGUUGGUCUCCUUACAUGAGUGAGUUGUUGUUGGACAUUCUCAUUGCCACUGGUGCUAUCUACUACAGACAGACAUCUGUAUGAGUGUCUAAAGUGCUUGCUGUAGCCUAAUUAAUAAAGAGAAGCACUUUAUCAUGCCUGUUAUUUUCUUGUCCAGGCCAGUACUCAUUGUGCUGUUUCGUAUGCAAAGCUGAGUGUGAGUUGGUGUUGAUUAGUCUCUAGUUACUUUCUAUGAUUGUCACAUUGGCCUAGAGGUUAUCCAGAAAGAGAAUUUCAAGCCACACUGCCAAGCUUCUUGUACUGAUAAGGUGAGGUGCUUUGCAGACUAAAGGCUGAAGUUUGGGUUUGUUCGUGUAUCUUGGCAUUUCCAGCAGCUGCAGUGAGCAUCGACUGCUCAUCCUCCCACCACGAAAAAAUUAAGAGGGAACCAUGAGUACACUCACUCGCACAGAAUACAGUUCUCUGUGACUAUAACAGGCCAAAUUCUCCAUUGUUCAGGGGAGUGAAUUGAACGUUACAGAAUGUUCCAAUGGAAAUUGUAUUUUUUUGUUUCUCUCUACAACAUUGUUUAACGCAACACACACCACUCAACAGUAUAAGCCUCAGACCCAGGGGUAUGGGUCAGUCUGUGGGAAGGCCAGUGGGUUCACUGUAACGAGACACAAUCUACCAUAUGGAAGGUGGCAUUGCCACAUUUUGCCAUACCUCUGCUAUUUUCCAGAUGCCAUCAGAAAUAUUGAGUUGCAGGGGCCUUUGAGUUUGUGUUUUCCUACAGAAUCCAAUAACCUGCUCUUCAUACUUCCCUGUGCUGGGAUCAUCUUGGCAACGCUUACCUUCAUCACUGUUAUAGCCUGUCGCCCUAGGAAAGGAAACAAAACACAGAUGGGAGACUGACAGACAACAUCUCUGGUCUUGUUGAUUUUUUUUUGGCCCUGUUUGAAAACUUUGAAAAAACAUAAUUUCUUCCUCUUUUCAAGUAAAGUCACUACUUGAUUACUUAGGAGGCUGUUCUACACUAUGUCCACAAGGGGGUAAUCUAUACCUAACGAUGAACAAUCAACAAAUGAUGGCUGCAAGCAGCAGCCCUGUCAAGUGACAAAAUGUAUAUUCGACAAUGUAGCUGUAUAUUUUAUUUUAUUAUGUUACAGAUGUCUGGGUACAAUAACGCCACGUACUCCAGCAUGAAUGUGGAACUGCAGCCCCAUCAGGACAUCCCUGAUAUCAGUAGUGAUCUGUGUGUGUCCAGGGCAGAGAAAGGAGAGGUCCAAGCCCUUCUGUUGCAGCACGGGACAUACUGCAACUAG
This is a messenger RNA of Coregonus sp. 'balchen', 4205 nucleotides long. The record is from the annotation of a GenBank genome assembly. NCBI's taxonomy places the organism in Eukaryota, Metazoa, Chordata, Actinopteri, Salmoniformes, Salmonidae.